CUUUUCAACCCGGCCCCCCGUCCGUGCUUUCAACCCUUCUUUUACCCUCGUCUCGCACACUGAAAUCUCCAACCCACCACAUCUCACCUCAGCUCCUACGAAAACCCACCUCGGUCUUUUUGUGCUUCCCUUUCUUUAAGCGGUCCUCGUUUCACGAACGUUAUUGCUUUGCACAACUGAAUUUUUGAGUUCGGACAUCCCCUCAAUCGACACAAUGGCCGCUACUAAGACCCUCACCCCCACUCCCGUUCCUGAGAAGCUCUCGGGUCUCUCUCUCUACUCCAGAUUCGCCUUCGCUGGUGCUGUCUGCUGUUCGGUCACCCACGGUGCCCUGACGCCCGUCGAUGUCGUCAAGACCCGUAUCCAGCUCGACCCUGCCAAGUACAACAAGGGCAUGAUCGGUGGAUUCAAACAGGUCAUCAAGGGUGAGGGCGCUGGUGCUCUCUUGACUGGUUUCGGACCAACCGCCGCUGGAUACUUCCUCCAGGGUGCCUUCAAGUUCGGAGGUUACGAGCUGUUCAAGCAGCAGAGCAUCAACCUCUUGGGUUACGAGAGCGCCAAGGAGAACCGCACUGCCGUCUACCUCGCCUCGUCCGCGCUCGCCGAGUUUUUCGCUGAUAUCGCUCUCUGCCCUCUCGAGGCCACCCGUAUCCGUCUCGUCUCCCAGCCCGAGUUCGCCUCCGGACUAGUCAGCGGAUUCGGAAAGAUCCUCAAGAACGAGGGUGUUGGAGCCUUCUACUCUGGAUUUGGACCGAUCUUGUUCAAGCAGGUUCCUUACACCAUGGCCAAGUUCGUCGUCUACGAGAAGACCUCUGAGGCGAUCUACAACGUCUUCCCCAAGGAGGACCUCUCGUCUUCCAUGCAGACUGUCGCCAACUUGGGUGCCGGUUUGAUUGCCGGUUUCGCAGCUGCCUUUGUUUCGCAGCCCGCCGACACCAUGUUGUCCAAGAUCAACAAGACCCCCGGUGCUCCCGGAGAGGGAACCACUGCCCGUCUCAUCAAGAUCGGAAAAGAGCUUGGCCUCAAGGGGUCCUACACUGGUAUCGGUGCCCGUCUCUUCAUGGUCGGUACCUUGACCGCUUUCCAGUUCGCCAUCUACACCGACAUCAAGAAGGCUCUCGGUGCCACCGGUGGUGUUGAGCUUUAAAUGCGCGAUGUGUUGGAGUGAAUGGGUGGGGAAAUGUCAAACUUCGGGCUUAAGGAGUCAUUUCUUGUAUAGCAUGUUUCUUUCUUUCUUUGUGUCCAUUUCCCUCUUUUCUUUUUCAAAAGACAUUUGUUUUUGGGUGCGAUCUUAGACAUUGGGGAUACGGGUUAAUAGAGCCAUCUUUUUUUUUGUACAGUUCGAACUCUCCUCUCAUUACGUGUGCUAUGUGGUUGUAAGAUACGGGCAUGUAGAAAUCCACUGUGUCGGAGUAAUCCGGGGCACUGCGACGCAA
Messenger RNA from Tricharina praecox, 1436 nucleotides. RefSeq names its product mitochondrial phosphate carrier protein. The transcript is spliced from 3 exons. Gene Ontology annotation, molecular function: phosphate transmembrane transporter activity. Gene Ontology annotation, biological process: mitochondrial phosphate ion transmembrane transport. The record is from RefSeq and is a predicted model, not a curated record. The coding region runs from base 215 to 1147 and encodes 310 amino acids. Gene Ontology annotation, cellular component: mitochondrial inner membrane. NCBI's taxonomy places the organism in Eukaryota, Fungi, Ascomycota, Pezizomycetes, Pezizales, Pyronemataceae.